This is a messenger RNA of Ilyonectria robusta, 954 nucleotides long. RefSeq lists its product as uncharacterized. The transcript is spliced from 2 exons. The record is from RefSeq and is a predicted model, not a curated record. Bases 1 to 954 code for a protein of 317 amino acids. Lineage: Eukaryota; Fungi; Ascomycota; Sordariomycetes; Hypocreales; Nectriaceae.
AUGGCUGCUGCUAUCGAGGUUAUUGGUGUCAUCUCUGGACUCUUGGGGAUUGUUUCCUUUGCCCAGGACAACUUCGGGGAGGUUGACACUACGACCUCCAGCGUCAAAAUCACAGUUGGUCUGGAUGUCUCGGGCGGCCUGGACAACGCUGGCGGAAGCAUGCCGGAUGUCCGCCUCUUCAACGAGGCCGGUGGCUUCAUUGGAAUUAAUAACAAGGGUGACUCCAUCACCGAUGGCAGCACCGGCGAAGUUAAGAUCACACACGAGGACAGCAGCAAUGGCCAGCAGGCUACGUACGCUCUGCUAUCGGCUAACAAUGAUGCCAUCUGCAUUGCCUACAUGACCAUGACAUGGGCCAACGGCGACCAGUACGGCUGGGUCGGAGACUGGGGUUCCGAGUGCGGCGCUACUUGGUACUAUUCCAACGUCUACGUCCAGGGAACCAGUUACAAGCCCAACUGCAUGUGGAUUGACGCCAACGGCGACCAGCCUCAAACUGGAUUCCAGAUCCACUGGCCAGAGUUUGUCUUGGAGGACGGCGACGCGGUCGACCCCGAUGGCACGAAGCGCGACUAUCUCUGCAACAGCGGAGCUCCGUUUAAGACCUACACCGAGCCUGACCCUGAUACCAUCACCUUCUGGACCAUCAACAACAAGCGAGCGGAGGCGGCCCAGUCGACGGCACCGGCCCGGCGACAAAAGUCAUGGACUCCUCGCGGACACGGACGUUCUAGUGUUAUUGCCCGCAAUGAGAGCUCCUCUGUCGGUCCUGACUUUGUGAACCAGGCCGAGGGCCAGUUCUGCCGCAUGUCUGAUAAGACCCUGUGGCCCAUCUGCUCCGACGAGAUCCAGGAUGGUUGCUUUAGCGCUGAGUCUCAGCAGUUGAUCCAGGGCGGUCUCGCCACGCGUGAUUCUCCCUACACUGUUGUUACCGACUGGACUGAGGGCAACUAA